Molecule: messenger RNA, 1155 nt
Organism: Triplophysa dalaica
Lineage: Eukaryota; Metazoa; Chordata; Actinopteri; Cypriniformes; Nemacheilidae
Exons: 3
Coding region: 89-445 (118 amino acids)
Biological process (GO): regulation of autophagy
Cellular component (GO): intracellular membrane-bounded organelle; mitochondrial outer membrane
Molecular function (GO): 2 iron, 2 sulfur cluster binding
Source: RefSeq, a predicted model, not a curated record
UUGACGACGUGCUCAGCGUCCGUUCAGCGCCACUCAGACCUUGUAGUGUCCUUAUUCAAAACACUUGAAGUUCUGCGACUCUGUUAUCAUGUUAUUCCAGGUUCAAGCUCUUUCUACGUUCACUAAACCGGGAUUAAUACCGGGUUUAAGGGUUUCAAAAGUGGCUGCGGUUGUGAGUACGUACAUGCUGACACGCUACUUUAGCGAGCAGAGUGAUCCCAAGAGCAGAAUCAACCAGACCAUCAACAAAGACAGUCCCAAAGUAGUGCACAGCUUCGACGUCGAAGACAUCGGCAACAAAGUCAUCUACUGCAGAUGCUGGAGGUCCAAGAAGUUUCCCUACUGUGACGGCGCACACGACAAACAUAAUAAGGAAACUGGAGAUAAUAUCGGACCACUGAUCAUUAAGAAGAGAAAUGCAGCAGGCCAAAAAAUCCCUGAGUGAGAGAGAGUGUGUGUGUAGUGAAUGGAAAACACUGAUGCAGGGUUACCCUAAAAAUUACUGUUGUUUCCAUUGUCAUACCACUAUACAAAUACAUGUUAAUGCAGCAGGGGCCUGAACAGCAUACUGGUAAUCCAUAGUCAUACAUUUUCUUAUAACUGCACACGCUCAGGUUCUUGACAAAGUUGCUGUAAUUCACUUACCUACUUGAUAUUAAUUUUCACAAUUCAGGCCGAGGACGUGCAUAAACAAACAUACUGUAUUUCCUGUAACCACGAUGAGGUUUUACGCCUUUUUGCCUCUGACGUAACACAGAUUACUUGAAAUGUGCUUUAAAAUGACACUAAAGGAACUUUGGACAGGGUCAGAGCUACAACCCACAAUGUUUUAUUGAAAUUUUCAGUGAUUGUAGUCUUAGCUGUCUUCCAUUUCAAAUAUGCCAGAAGAGUUUGGGUCCAAAAUGAGAUAACUCUGUUUAUAAAGUUUUUCAAAAAUCAUGUUUUUUUAGCGCACUUCAGUUUAUAUCAUUUAAAACACAGUUGAUUGGUUUUUUUAAGCCAAUAGAAUUUAAAAAUUACAGCUAACUAACACAAUAAAAACAGAGUUAUCAAAUUUUGGAACAAAACUCUACUUUUAUUUUCUAUAGUAGUAUCUUGGGAGUCACGGUGUAAAUUAUAAAUGUUGCUAUUUUUAAUAAAUGUUAUUUGAAAGUG